AGAGAGAUGAAGGAGACAGGAAAGGAAGAGAAUUCACUUCAGGCCGCCUCCUGUAUGUGUGUGUGUGUGUGUGUGUGUGUGUGUGUGUGUGUGUGUGUGUGCAUACUUCAGAGAGAGUUUUGUGUGGUGAGUGGGUGGGUGCGUCAGUCAGUCGGCCCGGGCUCUCUGCAGCGCACUCAGCCGCUGCACUCUCCUCUCGGCUGAGUGGAAACAUCAUGUGUCUGUGGGACGCCCAGAGGAACAGCCCUGUUUCUCCGAACUGAGACCAGAACGGAGCAGUCGAAGACGGACGGAGGAAGAGAGAGGGAGCAAAAUGAACUCAAACAGAAACUUGGAGUAGACUGUUCAGAAGAAAGGAGGAAGUAAAAGACAGAGCAUUUUUGAGGAUAGUUUUCAUCCAUUCUGCCAUCUGGUAACUACCACCUCAGACUCGGCUAUGCCAUGCUGGCCCAGAGGAAUGGGCUACCUCCAGGCUGCAAGCCGGUCCCACUGAAGGAUCACCCUGACCUGCGGGAUGUGGACGUGAACGCGGAAGGCUGCUGUUCCCUCUCUCCCUCCCCGUCAUCUGGAGGCUGUCCCUGGGCUCGGCUUGCCGGGGUGGACGGUUGCCUGUCAGAGCCAUACUGUCUUUGGUUCCAGCUUUUGGCCAGAGCCUACUGGGGCGAAGUGGAACUGGGUCUCACCAGUCCCAAUCGCAGCGUGUCUUGGGCUCGACUACGUGAAGCCUCCAGGAAGAACUGUGUCCGCUCUCGGGCCAAGCAGAAGGAUGGGCGUGAUCAGAGCGAGGCGUCGGCCACCACUUCUCCUGGGGCAGAGGAGGAGCCUUUCUCCUGGCCGGGGCCAAAGACGCUUCACCUACGCCGAACCUCCCAAGGUUUCGGUUUCACGCUGCGGCACUUCAUCGUCUACCCACCUGAGUCUGCCGUCCACAACUCUCUGAAGGAUGAAGAGAAUGGCAGCAGAGGGAGACAGCGAAACCGUCUGGAGCCAAUGGACACCAUUUUCGUCAAGCAAGUGAAGGAGGGAGGCCCCGCCCACGGAGCUGGACUCUGUACAGGGGACCGUAUCGUGAAGGUGAACGGAGAGAGCAUCAUUGGAAAGACCUACUCACAAGUCAUAGCCUUGAUCCAGAACAGCGAUGCCUCAUUGGAGCUCUGUGUGAUGCCGAAGGACGAGGACAUUUUGCAGCUGUUUUCCAGGGAUAUCACUGCUCUGGCGUAUUCCCAGGAUGCAUACCUCAAAGGAAAUGAGGCGUACAGCGGAAAUGCCCAGAACAUCCCCGAGCCCCCUCCCAUAUGCUACCCUCGGAUAGAAGUUAAGGCUGCGGGCAUGGCCCAGUCGUCAGAGCCUGCUGCAGUCAGUGAGACGUCCCGAGGGCCAGCUCAGGGACCAGGAAGACGAGGUGGGGCUGCUGAGAAGAGCUAUCGGGUAGAAAUCCCUGUUCCGCCUUCCCCCCCACCCCAGCAGACGUCAAAGUCUCAGACUGUGGUGUGUGUCUGUAAUGAGAACAUGAGGACAGUAGCCAUGCCUCCUGAUCCAGUUGAUAGGGGGUCCCGGGUGGCUCGGGCUGGACCCAGUCACAGGACAGAGGAAAACCGGUACAGUUCUCCAGCAGAUUCUGGCUCAGCCAGACCAAGACCCCUUAUUCCCUCAGUACCUGGUGGUGCACAAUUGCAGUACCCGUCUUCUCGUCCCAUAGAAACCCCAGUCUUCUCCCCUUCCUCAAGUUCUCGACCUGGUGCGAUCUAUCCUGACCCCUUAUCCCCAUCUGUACGAGCACCUUUCACUGCUGCCUCACCGGACACGUUCUCGACUGCCGUCUCACCCAACACCAACCACUACUCACCCUCUCCCACUGCACCUUCCACCUCCCCACACCAGAACAUUGACUGGAAAAACUACACCACCUAUAAGGACUACAUUGACUCCAAGAGGCUGCACACGUAUGGCUGCCGCACCAUCCAGGAGCGCUUGGACAGCUUGCGUGCAGCUGCCAAUUCUAGUUCCGCCUACACCCAACAACGUACACCACCAGAGAGAGGGGCACUGAGCUCCCAGGUCAGACAGAGGAGCACAUCCAAUGACCGGGGGAUGGAUGCAAGUAGCCAGGGUACCACAAUGAAAACUCCAUUACGAAGCGCCUCCCAGGAGAGGCUUGGAGGUGGAACCGAGAGGACAAUACCAACCAGGAACUGGCCUCGGAGUGCUUCCCAGGAUGCUCUGCCCUUCUCCACCCCCACAGGAAUUACCAAACCACGGGCACGGUCUUGUGACUACCUGGGCCAGCAGCCUGCAGAGUCAGGUGGGGUUGACAGGGCGGAGUUUGAGGACAGGCUGCUGCUGUGUCGGCGAGAGGAGGCCAGAGCCAGCAGGCAGAGAGUUUUACCUCAUCUAAACAGAAGUCUCACUGGACAGGAGGAAGAAGGGCGAGGGAGCGGAUUAUCUAACUCACCUUUAGCUGCUCCUGUGUUUACUAAAGGUACGACAGAUUCUGUACUACCAUCAAGGACGGACGGUCUUAUAAUGAGACCCUCACGCCUGCCUGUCAAAAACGCCAUCUCAGACCCGUCACCUGCCUUAUCCUCCAAUAAAACCACAGACCCUCUUAAAGACCAAAGAGCUGCCAUCAUUGGCAACCAUCUGGGCUACCCCUCCCCUCUGCACCUGCAGCUCAGGGGCAGGGCUGACAGUCUGAAAAUGGAGAGCAGGACAGAGGCCGGGUUGGCAGCCAGAUCUUCCUCUUGCUCUGGCCCAUCCUCUAAACUGCCCCUGCAGAGACAACUGCAAAGCGGAGUUGCCCUUGCUUCCUCUGGUACCUCCACCACCAAUGGAGCUGUGACCCAAAAGCCAAAGGUCAGAGAAACCUCCGGCUCCACCAGAACACCUGUGCGGACCAAUGGCGGUCUCGCAGAGGGUGUGGAAGGACCUGAUGCAACAGUAGUGGUCCUGAGGAGGGACAAAAACUCUGGACCCCCUCACAUUCGCCCUCCAUCCUAUGUACUAGCUGUUAAUGACAACCAGGGAGGCGUGACUCAUAAGUCACCACCAUUGGUGAAGGCAGGCUCUGCAGAUGGAGCGAUGUGCUGGAUGUCUAAUGACAGCGGCAGGGAGAUGCAUCUGAGGAGGCUGGGAGACUCGCGGCAAAAGUCUGGCUCCAAUAACCUGGACGACUCCCUGGAUUCAAUCCCUUUUAUAGAUGAACCAUCUAGUCCCAGCAUUGACCAGGACAGCACCCAUAUUCCUGCCUCUGCUGUGAUAUCUGGAGCACCCAUCAUCACCACCAUCCCACCCAGCCCCACUUCUCCAUCCCCACUCAUUCGACGACAGCUGUCACAUGACCAAGAUUCUCUCCGUCUCACAAUUAUUGAGUCAGAUUCUGGUACAAAAACAGAGCGGUCCAAGUCGUAUGAUGAAGGCCUGGAUAACUACAGGGAAGAAAGCAGAGGGAGGUCCUUAAUACCUGGUCUGAAAAGUCUUAGGAAGGCAGUGGACAGGUCAUCAGAGGACUCAGGGUCCAGGAGGGAUUCUUCAUCAGAUGUCUUCUGUGACGCCACCAAGGAGGGUUUGCUGCAUUUCAAGCAGCUCAACACAGACAAGGGAAAGCGUGUCGGAGGGGGUAUGCGCCCAUGGAAACAGAUGUACGCCGUGCUGAGAGGCAACUACCUCUGCCUAUAUAAAGACAAAAAGGAGGGGCAGGCUCACGCCAGCUGCCAAGCAGUAGACGAGCCCCUGCCGAUCAGCAUCAAGGCCUGUCUGAUCGACAUCUCCUACAGCGACACCAAGCGCAAGAACGUGCUGCGGCUGACCACGUCGGACUGCGAGUACCUGUUCCAGGCUGAGGACCGGGAGGACAUGCUGGCCUGGAUCAGAGUCAUACAGGAGAACAGCAACCUGGAUGAGGAGAACUCAGCCUUCACCAGCCAUGACCUCAUCAGCAGGAAGAUCAAGGAGUACAACACCUUGAUGAGCCCGACAGGCAGCAAGACAGAGCCGUCGCCCAAACCUUCUCGCCAGUCACUGAGCAUCAGACAGACGCUGCUGGGAGGCAAAGGAGAGACCAAAGCAACAAGUCCACACUCACCCAAACCCGAGCAGGAGAGGAAGAACAUGCACAAAGAUGACACCAGCCCUCCCAAGGAUAAAGGGACAUGGAGAAAGGGCAUCCCAGGGCUGAUGAGGAAACCUUUCGAGAAGAAGCCGUCCCCUGGAGUCACGUUUGGAGUGAGGCUGGACGACUGUCCUCCUGCACAGACCAACAAGUUUGUGCCUCUGAUCGUGGAGGUGUGUUGUAAGCUGGUGGAGGAGAGGGGGUUGGAGUACACGGGCAUCUACAGAGUGCCUGGAAACAAUGCUGCCAUCUCCAACAUGCAGGAGGAGCUCAAUAACAAGGGCAUGAACGAUAUCGAUAUCCAGGACGAUAAAUGGAGAGACCUCAAUGUGAUCAGCAGUUUACUCAAGUCCUUCUUCCGUAAACUUCCAGAGCCAUUAUUCACUAAUGACAGAUACACAGACUUCAUAGAGGCCAACAGAAUAGAGGACCCAGUAGAGAGACUCAAAGUGCUCAAGAGGCUGCUUCAUGAGUUGCCAGAUCAUCAUUACGAGACCCUCAAGUUCCUCUCUGCUCAUCUCAAAACUGUGGCUGAAAACUCAGAGAAGAAUAAGAUGGAGCCGAGGAACCUGGCCAUCGUGUUCGGCCCCACUCUGGUGCGCACCACUGAGGACAACAUGACCCAUAUGGUCACACACAUGCCAGACCAGUACAAGAUUGUGGAGACACUCAUUCAGAACUAUGACUGGUUUUUCACUGAAGAUGGAAAUGGAGAUCCAGUGACUGUGUCCCAGGAGGAGAGCGCAGUGGAGUCCCAGCCUGUCCCCAACAUCGACCACCUCCUCACCAACAUCGGCCGUACAGCCACGUCGCAGGGUGAAGUAUCAGAUUCACCGACUAGUGACUCAGCUAAAUCAAAGGGUUCCUGGGGCUCAGGGAAGGACCAGUGCAGCAGAGAGCUCCUGGUCUCCUCCAUCUUUGCUGCAGCCAGCCGCAAAAGAAAGAAGUCAAAGGAGAAGCCGCAGCCUAGCAGCUCAGAUGAUGAUCUGGACGCUGUGUUCCCCAAGAAGGAAAUCCCUGGCCAGAAGCCGAACUACCACCUCCAGGCUGAGGCACAGAGCGAGACUCGUUCCAGCCCCAACGCAAAACCCAACACAAAGCAGCAGGUACGGGCGGAGGAGAGGAAGGAGAACGGGAGAACUGUGGAGCUGACACCUAAAGCCAAGAGAGAGCACAGAAACUCCUUGUUCCUGAAGGAGAAAACUCCACCCAGGCACUCGUCACCUUCCCCCUCCCCAGUUACCUCUGGCUCUCCGAACAUCAGCUACCAAACAGCUCCUCAAGCCAAGUCCUCCCUGUCGGAUCCCCCGUCCCAGCUGGAUGAAAACACCUCAGACCUUGGGACCAUGAGCUCUGGAGCGUCAGUGCCGCGGUCAAGACCGAAAAAGUGGACUGCAGGAGUGUCCCCUGAUCUGCCUGCAGGGGCGUGUACCGGACUGGGAGGAGCAGGUGCAGGGGCGUCCGCCGGUGCAGAAGUGAGCUCCAUCACCUCUGACUACUCCACCACUUCUUCCAUCACAUUCUUGACCGGAGCGGAGUCCAGUGCACUCAGUCCAGAGCUGCAGGGCGGGGAGGAGGCAGACGACGAGCGCAGCGAGCUCAUCAGCGAGGGACGACCCAUGGAGACGGACAGUGAAAGCGACUUUCCGGUUUUUGCCCCGGGUGGUGGCAGCAGCCAGUCCACGCCCUGCCCGGAACAGAGUCAGGGAAAGACUGAAGCGAGAGGUGGUGGUGCGGCUGAGGGGAGCACCACGCCAAAACUGGAAGCACGGCGCCUUUUUCCAUCACACAGGAUGAUCGAGUGUGACACCCUCUCCAGAAGGUGGUCCCUGAGACAGAAAACAGACAGUGAAUCAUCUGUGGAGGGUGUAGCUGGGAGUGGGGAACGCAGUGAAGGCAGGGCGGAGUCCUCCACGCGGUUGUCUCGAGUCCUGGAGGUGAUGAAGAAAGGGCGAUCCACAAGCAGCCUCAGCUCCUCUUCACGCAGUGAGUCGGAGCGUCCCGAACCAGCCUGGCACCUUAAGAUCACAGAGCGGCUCAAGUUCAGGUUACGAACAUCUGCAGAUGACAUGUUCACCCAGAAGAACCGAGCUCCAGACGCUCGUGGUAAGAAGAAGAACAUCCGGCGGAGGCACACCAUGGGCGGGCAGAGAGACUUUGCAGAGCUGGCGGUCAUCAACGACUGGAGGGAGCAGGGCGGGGUGGACCAGGCAGCCGACCUGUCAGCUCUGGACCGCCUCAAGCCCAGAUGCUCCUCCGAGGACUUCUCCAUCCGGGACUGGAUCACCAGAGAGCGGAGCAGAGGCUCCGAAUCGAGCGCAGAGGUCGCGCCGAAAGCCGUCCCUGAGGACGAUCAUGCUGAAGCUCAGGACGCUGCUCCAGAAAGACCUCCACCCUCUGCGUCCCCAGGCACGCAGCCGCUGGCAGGGGAGCACGUUAACGGGAGCGGGCUGCAGGGCAAAAACAAAGCCUCCCUCGGGGCGGAUGCUCACCCACACAAACUCUCUGGAGCACAAGUUGUCCGCUCACGGUUCUACCAGUAUCUGUGAAACGGCAAGAGUGGUCUUGUCUUGUGAGUCUGUGAGGAGAAAAACAAAAACAGAAUGAAUGCGUAAAUGUAUGAAUGUGAGUAUUUUAGCUAAGGUUACUGCACAAUAUUUUUUCUACAAAGUAUACUUUAUGUAUCUACUGUACAUACUGUGUAUAGGCUUACAUGAUUGUUACUGGAAUAAUGCUGAAGAGAUGUUUAUGUGUGUAAUUCCACUGACUUGUUGGCCAUACUGGAACAGACGCAGAAAAAAAAAAACACGAACUUCCUCCUGCAAGAUUGAACCCUACUAAUGCAAGAAUGUGACUUUGCUGUUGAUGUUAAUAGGAUAGAAAUGGACUCUGAGGAUUAUUACGCAGCACUAAUGAAAGUAAAGCAGUCAACUUGACUUUUACUGAAGAAUGCAGGAGGAAACCUUUUUAUUAAGGAAUCAUGGUUCAGUUCUUCCUAUAAUAAGCGGUAUGAAGAAUGUAUUACUCGCUCCUUUUUUGGACUAACACUAGUUGCUUGUGACAAUAUUGUCAUUUUCAAAACAAUACGUAUGUUUUUUUGCCUGUACUUGAAGUAUGUGGAUAUAAUCGAGGGCUGCUUUCUGAGCUGGGUGCUGUGGGGAAGUUAGGUUUUUUCACAGUACAGUCACAACAGCCAGAUAUUAGCUUGAGGGACUGGAGGGUUAUUAUAGUUUUAUCAAAUAAAGACUGAAAAACAGUAAUGAAAUGCUGUUACUAUAGUAUGUAAUGCUUGGUACAGUAGUUUUUAUUUCCAAACUUUGUCAAGUUAUAGUCCAAAAAGUUUUUACAUGUGUUUUUAUCUCAAAAAGAAAAAGUGCCUCAGUUUUUUCUUCUUUUUUUAAAACUGUUUUUUCCAACAGUUGUCAAGACAAGAAUUUAAAAAACAUUUUUAGAAGAGAAUAAUUUCACAGGCAUUCCACAGAUUUUUUCCUGUUUAGUUAAACUCAAUUCAAAUUUAUGUCAGUGUUUGUUUCAUUUUGCUUCAUUUUUUUCCCCUCUGUCUUUUUAAAGUGCAGUAAAAUGCAUGGGCGCUUCAAACCUGGGAGAAAAACAUACACUAUUUGAAACUGCAUGAGACAAUGUUUUCCUGAACAUGUCGCCUGUGUACAGCAGAACAUUGGUGCAAUGCCCUCCUUCGACGAACACUGGAAAUAAAUAAUCUUUAUUAGA
Molecule: messenger RNA, 7837 nt
Organism: Lates calcarifer (barramundi perch)
Lineage: Eukaryota; Metazoa; Chordata; Actinopteri; Centropomidae
Product: rho GTPase-activating protein 21
Biological process (GO): signal transduction
Molecular function (GO): protein binding; phospholipid binding
Source: RefSeq, a predicted model, not a curated record